Molecule: messenger RNA, 2539 nt
Organism: Xiphophorus couchianus (Monterrey platyfish)
Lineage: Eukaryota; Metazoa; Chordata; Actinopteri; Cyprinodontiformes; Poeciliidae
Gene: rpia
Product: ribose 5-phosphate isomerase A (ribose 5-phosphate epimerase)
Exons: 10
Coding region: 129-1058 (309 amino acids)
Biological process (GO): pentose-phosphate shunt, non-oxidative branch; D-ribose metabolic process
Cellular component (GO): cytoplasm
Molecular function (GO): ribose-5-phosphate isomerase activity
Source: RefSeq, a predicted model, not a curated record
CAAUACGUGACCAGAAGAGUAUCUCAUUUGACUCGUGACUGCCUGAAGCAAUGGGGGGGCUUUCUGUCUGACUGCGAGUCCGUCCGCGCGCGCUGGCGCGCGUGUGUGUCGUGUUGGUUUGGGGGGUCAUGACCCUCCAGAGGCGGGUGUUCCUCCGUAAGCUCACAGCUGCUGCUGCUUCUUCUUCGUCUUCUUCUCCUCCUCCAUCCUCCCUUUGCUGUCGCACACACGUGCUCAGAUUCAGUCAGUCUGCAGCCGUCAACAUGGCAGAGGAGGUGAAGAAACUAGCAGCGUACUCUGCCGUGGACAACAACGUCCAGAACAAUCAGGUGGUGGGAGUGGGUAGUGGGUCGACCAUCGUGUAUGCUGUGGACCGGUUAGCCGAGAGAGUUCGACAGGAAAAGCUCAACAUCGUGUGUGUGCCCACCUCCUUCCAGGCUCGGCAGCUGAUUCUGCAGCACGGCCUGGCGCUGUCGGACCUGGAAAGACACCCAGAGCUGGACGUGGCGAUCGACGGCGCGGACGAAGUGGACGCUGAGCUCACGCUGAUCAAAGGCGGCGGCGGCUGUCUCACUCAGGAGAAGAUUGUCGCCGGCAACUCGAAAUGUUUCGUCGUCAUUGCUGACUACAGAAAGGAUUCCAGAGCUCUGGGGGAGCAGUGGAGGAAGGGUGUUCCCAUUGAGGUCAUCCCCAUGGCGUACGUUCCUGUCUCCAGGGUGAUAGCUAAGCGCUUCGGAGGGGAGGUCAAUUUAAGGAUGGCAGUCAGUAAAGCAAAAGAGCAAAGUCAGGGAGGAGACAUUAGAUCAGAGGCCAGCAGCAGGGACGAUGAUGAUGUUGAUGAUGAUGAAGGGUCUUCUGAGGGUCCCGUCGUCACCGACAACAGCAACUUCAUCCUGGACUGGAAGUUUGAGCACGUCCAGAACUGGAGCGAGGUCAACACCGCCAUCAAGAUGAUUCCUGGUGUGGUGGAGACGGGGCUCUUCGUCAACAUGGCCGAACGGGCGUACUUUGGGAUGGAAGACGGAAGCGUGAAGGUUCGGAAGGCUCCCAUCAUCUAAUGAGUUGGCCACAGGCUCCGCCCACAAAGUGCCACGCUCACAACCCAGCUACAGCACGGGAGCUCACUGACCUCGCAAAAUAAGUUCCAAACUAAGAACUGAUUUACUUUCACGUUCAGAAGGUGCUGCUUCUGAUUUUAUGGGUGUUUUUUUUUUAAGUGCCUGAUGAGAAAAAGCUAGCUGGCAGAUUUUACUGUUGGAGGAGUUUUGACUGAACAGAUGCAGAACUGGGUUUUAAAGCUGACCGGGUCACCGGAGUUUAGCUGAAUAGAGCAAAGCUGUGCCUUUUGAUUUUAAAAUUACAUUUAAAAAGCCUCGCUGCAUGUGUCGCGUUAGUGUAACGAUCCAAAAUACACAGAAAAACACAGAUCACACUUCAAGAGUGAAGCAGUCAGGUUUGAACCUUCAGAUGCAUCUACGUACAAUCUAUCAAAACAAAGUCUGACGUACCGUAAAGAGCAAAGGUGAGCCGUAAAAUGUUCCCUCUAAAAGCAGAAACGACGCAUUCUUCUGAGAAGCUAAAUGUUCAACAAGAACACUUUGGCAUUCAUCAUUUUGUGGCUCAUUUUCCAUUUCCUUGUCAAAAGGAAAAGAGAUGGUAGUGAAAAGGUUUAGAAAAUGCUGGCGGUUUCCUCCUCGGUUGCAUCAACUCCUCUUGCGGCUGUUUAGAGGAGUCAGCUGAGAAGUGUGCGGCUUCACAGUUUGUCACAUAAACUGUCUAUUGUUUGAUUCUUUUGUGCCUGUGGCAAACUUACGUUACAGUUUCUCCUCACAGCAGGUGUCUGGAAGCAGGAAGUCUUGUGCCAUAAGCUCAUUUUAAAAACGAAAACCAGUGAUGAUGGUGAUUAAUUCAAAACAACAAACAACCUUCCAACACAAAUAUAGUGGGCAAAUCUCAAAAACUGAGAUUUGUGUUGCUGUUUAGAUCUUUCAAAUAAAUCAGGUUCCCUCUAUUUGCCUUCUAUUUUGGUUCUCCUUUACGGGCUUUUUAAAAAAAAAAAAAAAAAAUGGUACAGCAGGAUUUUCUACAUACUAGAUUACUGUCAUAGGUUGCAUCCGUUUUAAAUUGAUGAUACAGUGCCUCAUACUGUAAUUUGAUGCUUGCAUAUAUAUAUUAUUAACUGUAGGAGACUGAAAACGUCACAUCCUGGCUAAUGUGAUACCAAUAAGACGUUUUUCAGUUUCCAAAAAAGCCACUGUUGAAUUGAAACCGUGAAAGUUGUCUCUGUGACUCUGCGGUACAUCAAUAAAGUUUCUGAAGGGAAAAGCUACGUUCUAAAAACAAAAAUGAACAAAAAUGACACUGUGCAUGAAUACCUUUGCACCAGCAGCUUUUUCUUUUUUUAACCAGUUGACUGUGAUUUUUUUAUUUUUUAUUUUUCCUUGUAACCGAUACCGGACCAAGUUAUAACCCAUGCUUGUUUCAUGUCUGAAUUGUUGGAACAUAACUUGCUCCAAUAAAAGUUGAGUGUGAAAAAAUG